Molecule: messenger RNA, 747 nt
Organism: Canis lupus familiaris (dog)
Lineage: Eukaryota; Metazoa; Chordata; Mammalia; Carnivora; Canidae
Gene: CTF2
Product: cardiotrophin-2-like
Exons: 3
Coding region: 1-612 (203 amino acids)
Source: RefSeq, a predicted model, not a curated record
AUGAGCUAUCAGCUAGCCCCGCUCUGCCUGCUGACCCUGCUGCUGCCACCUCCCAGGCCGGGGGCCCCCGUCUCCCCAGCAGAGCCCAUCAGUCAAGCCUACAGCCUGGCCCUCUACAUGCAGAAGAAUACAUCAACACUGCUGCAGACUUACCUCCAGUACCAGGGCAGCCCCUUCAGCGACCCUGGCUUCUCAGCACCUGAGCUUCAGCUCAGCAGCCUGCCUCCUGCCGCUGUCUCUUUCAAGAUCUGGCAUGCCCUGGAUGACGAGGAGCGGCUGGGCCAUGCCCAGGGGGCCUUCCUGGCCUUGACCCAGCACCUCCAGCUCGUGGGGGAUGACCAGAGAGACCUGAACCCUGGCAGUCCUAUCCUGCUGGCUCAGCUUGGGGCAGCAAGACUCAGGGCCCAAGGCCUGCUGGGCAACAUGGCUGCCAUCAUGACUGCCCUGGGCUUGCCCAUCCCCCCAGAAGAGGACACUCUUGGGGUUGUCCCCUUUGGGGCCUCAGCCUUUGAGAGGAAAUGUCGAGGCUAUGUAGUGACCCGGGAAUAUGGCCAGUGGACGGACAGAGCUGUGAGGGACUUGGCUCUGCUCAAAGCCAAAUACCCUGGAUAGAGGAGGCAGGACUUCCUGUCAGAGGCUGUAAUACUUCUUUCCCAAUUACUCUUUUUCUGGCUUGCUUCUUGGCUAGAAAGGAGACACGUCUUGUCUAGCAGACAGGGCAUGUAUAUUUGGGAGCAUUUCCUAGGA